Nerophis lumbriciformis (worm pipefish) is the source of this 2527-nucleotide messenger RNA. RefSeq names its product adaptor related protein complex 5 subunit zeta 1 (gene ap5z1). The record is from RefSeq and is a predicted model, not a curated record. Gene Ontology annotation, cellular component: AP-5 adaptor complex. NCBI's taxonomy places the organism in Eukaryota, Metazoa, Chordata, Actinopteri, Syngnathiformes, Syngnathidae.
GGACAUGGUUCCGGGUUGCACUGUUUAUUUUCCAGUUAGCUGCUUCCUAGCUGGGCUGUAGUAGUCAAUAUGUACUCCCACGGCUCAGAAAGUUUCAUUAAACAAGCACGGGGGAUCCAGGAGCCUGAGCUGCAGAAGUUUUACAGCAGAUUAAUCAAGCUGCUCCAGGGAAAAGAGCUCGGCCAUGAGACUAUUGACUCUUUGCAAAGGCUGCACCUCAUUCUCUCUGCUACAAAGUAUACCAGAACGUUGCCCACAGACCUUCAAAACAGGCUUGUGUCGCUCCUUUCUUCACCUGUGGAGCAGCUUCAGGUGUUGAGCUCAGCUGUGCUCAGGGAGACGCUGCCCCCUGCUGGCCAGGAAGCCAACUACAGCCAGGACAUCAGCAGUCAACUGAACUGCCACACCGCUUCCCUCCUGCUCGCUCAGGCUGGAUCCCAAGACAAUCUGUCAUCUCUUUGCGCUUUGCUCCUGCGCAGUCUGGAGAACCGACCAUCAGAUGGACCGAAUCACUCAGCCACGCGCACCCUGCCAAUUGUCAACACCAUCCUCACACACAGCCCUCAAUGCCUGACUGAAGAUCAGGUGACCCUCCUUAGUAAAAAGCUGGUCGAUUGGCUGCGAUAUGCAAGCACCACCCAAGGCAGCGGUGCUUCCUCAGGAGGAUUUUUCACAGGAUCCAGGUCACGACAGCCGCUGCCAAUCGCAGAGCUAGAUGGUACGGUGUCAGGAGAUUUCUUCACCGUGCUGUGUGUAGGUCAAGGUUUCACUGAAGACCAGUGGAUGAACGUCUACUCCUUUUCCGUGCUGCGCCAUUGGCUUCUCACCUUCCAAUCUGUGUCUAGUGGCUCCAUACCGGACAUUGAUGAUAGGUCGGAGAUCGACGGAUCUGUGGUUUCCAUGGUUUCCGCCACUUCCUCCUCCAGCCGCUUGCUGCCUCCGAAGGAGCGUCUAAGGGAAAAGGCUUUCCAGUAUUGCCAGCGCCUCAUUGAACAGUGCGAUCGCAAAGCCCAGAAAAGGACAGAUACAGAUCUCCAGAAAGCUUGUCUGAUAGAGGCGGUGUGUAUCCUGGACUGUGUGUGUGUAGAGGAUGCCUCCAUGGUCUACCGAGCGUUCCCGUGCAUUAAGGCGCUCUUCGGUCGUCUCAGCUCAGACUUGUCAUUUGCCAGGGUCUUGCUGCCCGUUGCGCAGUUCUACCUUAAUCAUGGUGAAAUGGCUGCGGUAGACUGUGAGGCCAUGUGGAGACUGGUGUUUGGUCGCUUUCCCGCCGAGCUCUUCAACGACCCAUUCCUGGCACACGAGCUUCUGCGUUUCCUCCGACUAAACCUCGAGAGUUUGCAGCUCCAAGUUCCCCAGUACACGCGACAUUUCCCAAACCUGCUCAAGUUCUUGGCGUGGGACAGCCCUGCAGUGGUUGAUGACUUUGUUGAUCUUCUGCCCUCUCUGGUGACAUCUGGAACUGCUUUGGAGCUGCUUCACACUUUGCUGGACCUUCCCUGUCUCUCUGCUACUCUGCUUUUGCAGCUCAGAUCUAUGUGUCUGCCCAUUUCCGAAUCAGGAGGGCGCAGCCUCGCAUCAAUGGAUGCAUUCCGGAAUCCGUCUUUCCGAGGGCUGUUCCUCUUUCUACUUCGAGGAGAAGCAGGUUCAGGUGACACAAUUGACCGACUUAACACUCUUCUCGAGCUGCUGUCCGAGGCUGCUGAUUGGCCGAGAGUCGUUCAGUGUGCCCAGACUGUCCCUAUUUUGUUGCACAUUUUCUUCAACACCAUCAUUACGGUGGCUGAUAAAGCACUUUUAGGCCAAGUGAUCCUGGUCCUGCUGGAGAGAAGCAGCCUCCUUCUCAACAUCCCUAAGUACAUCAUAGAGAUACACAGGGUGUUCAGCCGCCAGCUGCUAAGGCUGUGUAAGCUCCACCCUACUCUGGUCAUGGACCAAUCCCACGAGCUGCUGGAUUUUGCAGGGGCCACUUCCAACGUAUACAGCAAAGAAGAAAUCUACACGCACGUGGUGUGGGCGCUCGGAGAGUAUCUGUCUGUGUCGUAUGACUCUCGUUGCUCCGUAAAGCUCAUCACUUCCUGUUUUGAGGCGCUCGAAGCAGUGCUGUUUGAGAUCACGUCAUCUGCCCCGCCCCCAGGAACAGGCUGCCCCGCCCCUCGGGUCAUCACCACCCUAAUGAACGCCCUCGCUAAGCUGGCGUCACGAUCACAUGACUUGAUCCCCAGGGUGUCGCUCUUCCUCUCCAAGAUGAGAAACGUAUCCAGAAGUGGGUCCGUUUCCUGGUGCGCUGACGAAGAGGACCUUGUUUCCAUAGUAACUCUUGGGGAGGAGUUGUGGUCGCUGCUGAAGAUGCCCGGUGUGGCUCAAAGUGUCCUGAACCCGCCGCCGCACGUCGCCACGCCCCAGUGGCACCGAGACACUAACGUUGCCAUGCCACUGCAACUGCGAACGCUCACCAGACUCACGCAGGCACACGCAUCACAUGCACAACACACACCUGCUUCUCCAUCAGCACACACAGGCACAUAAU